Sorghum bicolor (sorghum) is the source of this 1268-nucleotide messenger RNA. Its product is annotated as PHD finger protein ALFIN-LIKE 8. Gene Ontology annotation, cellular component: nucleus. Gene Ontology annotation, molecular function: transcription cis-regulatory region binding; histone binding; transcription coregulator activity. NCBI's taxonomy places the organism in Eukaryota, Viridiplantae, Streptophyta, Magnoliopsida, Poales, Poaceae. The record is from RefSeq and is a predicted model, not a curated record. Gene Ontology annotation, biological process: regulation of DNA-templated transcription. Bases 175 to 954 code for a protein of 259 amino acids. The transcript is spliced from 5 exons.
GGCUCUUUUUUCUUUCUCCGAGACGAGACGAGACCGAGAGAAGUCUUCUCUAUCUCAGCGCCGACGCUUCCCAAUUUCCUUCCAAUCGACUCCGCUCGCCGUCCCCAGCUCUCCCCUGCGCCUCCCUCCCAAAACCCUACGCCCCGCGCCCUGACCAAGCUCCGGCGGGGACGAAUGGACGGAGGAGCCGCCUUCCCGGGCACGCCGCCGGUGCCGCGCUCGCCGGAGGACGUCUUCCGGGACUACCGCGCGCGCCAGGCCGGCCUGAUCAGGGCGCUCACCACCGAUGUGGAGAAGUUCUACGUCAUGUGCGACCCAGAGAAGGAGAACCUAUGUUUAUAUGGACUUCCCAAUGAGACUUGGGAAGUGAACUUGCCUGCUGAGGAGGUCCCUCCUGAACUCCCAGAGCCAGCUCUGGGAAUUAAUUUUGCUCGUGAUGGAAUGAAUGAAAAAGAUUGGCUAUCACUUGUUGCAGUGCAUAGUGAUUCUUGGCUAAUGUCUGUUGCAUUUUAUUUUGGAGCAAGGUUUGGAUUUGACAAGGAAGCCAGGAAACGUCUCUUCACCAUGAUCAAUAACCUUCCCAGCAUAUAUGAGGUUGUCACAGGAACUGCUAAGAAAGAGCCCAAAGAAAAAACUCAUAAAAGCAACAAUAAGACUAACAAAUCUGGCUCAAAGCCCUCGCGCCAGGCGGAACCCAACAACUCAAGGGUCCCAAAGAUGCCACCUCCAAAGGACGAGGAGGAGAGUGAAGGGGAGGAAGGGGAACCACAGGAAGACCAUGAGACUGCGCUGUGCGGCGCAUGUGGCCUAGGUUAUGACGACUUCUGGAUCUGCUGUGACUUAUGUGAGACAUGGUUCCACGGCAAGUGUGUCAAGAUCACCCCGGCUAAAGCGGAGCACAUCAAGCAGUAUAAGUGCCCUUCCUGCACAGGAAGCAAGAGGGCCAAGGCUUGAUUAUAUCUAUGGUAGAUCUGGAUUGCCGACGAUGCUCCAAGAACUAAGGAGCCUUUGACGAGAGUUGUAAGCUGAAUCUUUCGGGUAGGGCAGCUAAUAGAUUUGAGUACUUUGUUUGGAUACUUUGGUGCUUGAGAUGCCUCUAAAUCUAGUGUCAGUAAUUACGAGUACUGACCAACUGUAAACUGUUGUAGUUUGUGUGGCCCUCAAGCAUCUAUGUUCUGUAGUCUACUGAGUUGUGUGGUUUAGAUUCCAACUUGCCAUUUGUGAUGAAGCAGUCGUUUUAAAGUUAGAUCCCAAUCAUUUCCUGACUA